This is a messenger RNA of Solenopsis invicta (red fire ant), 1340 nucleotides long. RefSeq lists its product as uncharacterized. The coding region runs from base 16 to 1263 and encodes 415 amino acids. The record is from RefSeq and is a predicted model, not a curated record. NCBI's taxonomy places the organism in Eukaryota, Metazoa, Arthropoda, Insecta, Hymenoptera, Formicidae. The transcript has 3 exons.
ACACACAACGCGCCUAUGUGUCCCCCCCCCUCUUCUCUUUCACUCUUUCUUAAAAAAGAAGAAGAUGAUGUGGAGAAGAGCAGGAGAAGGAAAAAGAGGAAGAAGCUCAGUCGUGGGUCGUUCCUCGAUUAUAGAAUCAUGGCUUCUCAAAGAUAUUUACUAUUGGCAGUGAUCCUAAUCACAACUUGUUUAGAUGUAUCACUCAUUAUCACUGCCGCUGCUGUCGUGUGGAAUCCGAAAACAACUAGGUAUAUUGGAAGUUAUAACUUGAGCAAGGGACCAGUAUUCUACGAGGCACAUCCGACUACUCGAAACCCUUAUCAGAAGAAACGCUACUUCGAUCAAAAUACAAUAUUUGAAACUAGUUUUCAAAUGCCUUUGAAGCAUCUCGCGUACUCGGUCGAGACGAAUCAUCCAGUUUCGAUUAAUGAAUCAUUCGUUGUUGUGGAUGAUAAUAUGGAAAUUUCGUCGGGGGAACAACGGACAGCGACAGAACGCAAUUACCACGUUGCAAAUCAACUCUCAUCUUUCCCCAGUGAACGUUUAAUGAUUUCCGAUCAUGAUAAAAAUUCGCGAGUUGUGAGUACCGAAGAGAUUUCUAAAUUUGUUAGAAAAAUGAUAUUCAGUGAUUUAGAAAAUUGGAAUGUUCUCGAAGGAUAUCUCAAUCGUAUCGAUCAUCAAGGUCAACCAACGCCUCAGCCAGAAAUGUAUUCUGGAGAAAUUUACAAAAAUGAGAAAGACGGUACUUAUAUAUUUUCACUAAAUCAUACACCAAAAGAUUCGAAACAGUCGAAUCUCGAGGCAUCGUUGCUUCGAAAACUGGAUGUGCGUAAUGCGAAAUCACCUCGAUAUUUUGAGGAAGUCGAUGUGAACAGAAAUACAAUGACGAAUAAAAUAAGUGUCAGCGAUAUGACAGCACAAACAGUCGAUACACCAUUGAUCAACGUUCUCUCCAAUUCGUUACUUUCGGAGAACAUUUUUCAACCGCGGCCUCAAUUAAUCAAAUAUAAGUUUUUCAAGAGACUGAUGCCUUCACAGCUCGGCAAACAAAAUAAAAAGGUGAUCAAUGUGUCUACAUCACAGCGGUCUUACAGUAACAAUCUCAUUCAUAAGAAAAUUAUCAAUGGUGACCGAGUCGACAACAAACAAGGAAAAGAAAACGUCAAAGUGACAUCUAUCCAAAUAAGCGAACUGCCGCGGCACAAAACGCGUCAUCAUCACAGUGAAUGGCCUAAACGAGAUUAUUCUAGUCAUUCUUCGUAACAAGUUACUUAUUUAACUGUCUCAUAAAAAUCAAAAGCAUGUAAUUGAAACGAUUAAUAUAGAAAGUACACAUGCCA